ACUCUCGUGAAAGCCUUCUUCAGUUCGCUCUCACUGCCCAACAUCCACACGAUAACAUAACUCUCCAAAUUCCUGAAAUUCAAAUCUGAAAAAAAAAACCCUAAACCUAAAACCUUUUGAUUUUUCUUGGAAUCAAAUCGAUUUCCUCAUUCCCAAAGAAACCCUAGUUGUUUGCGAAGAUGGAUAUCGAACAGAAACAAUCCGAGUUGAUCGAGCACUUCGUGAAGCAGGCCUCUUCUGCCCCCAACGCCUCUGCACUCGCUUCCGUCCUUGUUGAAGCCACUUCUCAUCCUUCCCUCUUUGCUUUCUCUGAGAUUCUCGCCCUCCCCAAUCUUCAUCAGCUUGAAGCGACUGAGAAUUCCGUAUACCUUGAUAUGCUUCGGUUGUUUGCACAUGGAACAUGGAGCGAUUACAAGAGUAAUGCUGGUCGUCUUCCACAAUUGAUUCCUGAUCAAAUCCUCAAGCUUAAGCAACUUACAGUUCUUACGCUGGCUGAGACAUACAAGGUACUACCCUAUGACCAACUGAUGCAGGAGUUGGAUGUGACAAAUGUCCGGGAACUUGAAGAUUUUCUAAUUAAUGAAUGCAUGUAUGCGGGGAUAGUCAGAGGAAAGCUGGAUCAGCUGCGACGAUGCUUUGAGGUCCAGUUUGCAGCGGGUAGGGACUUGAGGCCUGGUCAACUGGGGGGUAUGAUACAGACACUUUCUAACUGGUUGUCUACAUCAGAAAAUCUGCUUGUUUCAAUUCAAGAGAAGAUAAAAUGGGCUGAUGCUAUGAGUGAAAUUGACAAGAAGCACAGGAAGGAUGUGGAAGACAAGGUAGAAGAAGUAAAGAAGUCUCUUUUCAAGGCCGACAUCGACUUCAGAGGCCAUGAGGAGAUCUGCUCUGAAUCUGGUGGAGUGAUGGAUUAUGAAGAAGAUCGAAGCCGACCAAAGAGCUCUUUUGGCCUGCAUGUCUCUGUUAAGGAAGCUAGAUAUGAAUUUGUUCUAUAAUAUUUCAAGGAGGCGGCAUCCAAUAUCUUGAAGAUUGUAGUAGAUAAAAGCGCUCAUUUGAUGGGUGUUUAGUAGCUUGCCUGACUUUUAUUCUUGGCAUGCGUCAGCUGAGAAUAUCAGCUUUUGGAGACAAGUAUAUCUCAUCGAUAUUGAACUUGUCUGUCACACCACAAAUCGAGAUAAGAAAAAGGAAAAGGGGGGAAAAACUUGUUAUUUCUUCAGAGUUGUAUUUUGGAAACUGAUGGUAAUUAUUGAACCAUUGUUAGUUCCAUAUUGAGUUGGCAAGAACAGGAGAUGGUGGUGCGGCUUUUUGUUUUUUCGUUGCUAAAUGCUAUACUGUUUUUCUAUGUAUUAUGUCUCACAUAUGCUGCCCCAAUUGCAUUGCUAUACUUUAUGGUGAAUAUAUAUACCACAAAUUAAGAUUAUAUUAUAG
Molecule: messenger RNA, 1425 nt
Organism: Abrus precatorius (Indian licorice)
Lineage: Eukaryota; Viridiplantae; Streptophyta; Magnoliopsida; Fabales; Fabaceae
Product: COP9 signalosome complex subunit 7
Exons: 10
Coding region: 180-992 (270 amino acids)
Cellular component (GO): COP9 signalosome
Source: RefSeq, a predicted model, not a curated record